AUGCAGCCUUCGAAACUAGACACAGCUAACAGCUCAAGAGUACAAUGGGACUCAGGCGAUUUGGAUCAAGGUUUUGUUGGACUCAUCUUCUCAUGCUUUAUAGAAGAUAAACAUAUAAAGACUGGUAGAGUUUUGUACCAGUCAGUACAAGCCCAAAAAGGCUCUGAGUAUGAGUGGAUUGAAAUCCCAAUCCACGUGGUCCCACAUGAAGCCAUUGGGAAUGUCUGUCUGGUGUCUGCUGUGGAUCUGCCGAGAUUCCUCUGUCAGGAAGAACAGGAUACAUACAGAAGAAUUCAUAGUUUAACUCAUCUGGAUCCUAUUACAAAGAUACAUAAUGGAUCAGUGUUCACUACAAACCUGUGCAGUCAGAUGUCGGCUAUAAGCGGCCCACUGCUACAGUGGCUGGAAGAUCGACUGGAACAAAAUAAUCGAAAUAUCAUCGAACAUCAGAAAGAUAAAGAACAACUGACACAAGAACUGGCUUCAUUAUGA
Molecule: messenger RNA, 492 nt
Organism: Xyrauchen texanus (razorback sucker)
Lineage: Eukaryota; Metazoa; Chordata; Actinopteri; Cypriniformes; Catostomidae
Product: lys-63-specific deubiquitinase BRCC36-like
Exons: 6
Coding region: 1-492 (163 amino acids)
Source: RefSeq, a predicted model, not a curated record